UUUGUAACCCGACCAGCGGCGGCAGCAGGUUGCUGUCGAAUUGGAGAAGAAAAUCGCUGAAAAUAAUUGAAAAUUUGUUAAUUACAUUCACAAUUAACCAGAGUGUUAGUGGGCAGCUGAAGCCAAAAAACUUUAAUCGUGCAACCGCUCAAAAAAUAAAGGAAGAAAACUAAAGGAAGAACGCAGUUGUGCAAGGCAUAGCACAUUUUGAAAAGCAGGAAAACAACGGGAAUAAUUGUGCAAAACAGCGAUGAAAUGUGUUUACAUGAGUUAAAUACAAGAGAGUUUCAAUACUAGACUGCUUAAAGUUGGAAAUAGUUACAAAAUAAACGCAAUCACAAAACCAAAGAAUCACGUAUAGACAGCACAAUUUAUGCCAAAACAAGUUCCCAAUACAUAUGUAAGCAAUUAAUAACAUUUUUGACAAUCCAUGACAAGAUUGUAAUCGAAACUCUGAAAGAAAAUACUCAAAUAAUUCAGUGACUUCAGCGAGCAGAAAGGUUGAGAUUUAAUUGAGUUGCUGCAUGGGGAAUAGUCUGAUAACGAGUGGAAAACCGAGUCAGCGCCGUGAAAAGAGGCUUUUCGAGAGGCUGAGCUGCAGCUACGCUCAGGCUCCCAACAGAAUGGAGUUGAACAUGAAUCCCCUGCUGGCACUUGCCCGUUCCAUUGCGGCGCCACCGACACCGCCUCCAACCCCGGAGAAAUUGGACGCGGAUAAGGGUAAGGAAAAGGAUAAGGGUAAGGAGGGUCACCCAAAGGCUGCCAUCGAACUGCUGCCCAACGAGAUGUGGCUGGAGAUCAUGUCCUACCUUUCGUACAACGACCUGCAGCAAUUGCGCAUGGUGUCCUGGCGGUGCCGCGAUCUGGUUCAUCGUCGCCGAUUCAUGGAGAAGGGCAAGGUGAUAGUGACGCAGCACAACCUGGAGGCGCUCCACAAGCAUGCCAAGGGCGGAAACUGCUACUUGAGCUUCGAGCGGAUUGAGCUGCGAAAUCUACGCCAGUGCCGCCAGUUGGAGAACUUUCUGCGUCUUGUGGGCCACGAGGUGAAGCAUCUGCAAGUGCGUCAUGCUCCUGUUUUCCGUAAUCUGGAUGGCAAGCUACCAAACUUGAAGGUUCUGACCAUUGCCACGACCAGUUCCAUGGAUGACCAGCAUCUAAAGGCGGUGGAUGGCCUAGACAUGAAGCAGUUUGCCCACCUUGUGGGAUUCGAAUGCGAUGGCGUGAGCUUGGACUCGUCGCUAAAGUUGCUAAUGCUGUUGCAGCUGCGACGGGCGGAGAACAAGGUGCAACUGCGGCACCUGCAAUUCGAGUUCCGGCGAAACAACGAAAACGCUCUACUCGAUGUCCUACAGGAUCAUGCGGACACCUUGGUCUGCGUCGACUUAUUCUUCAGCUGCUCGCCGGGCAUCGAUACCCGUGAGUGGUGCCAAGCCUUCGAAAACAUGCACAAUCUGCGCACUCUCAAGCUUUCCGGAAACUGUCAUCUGGUCCUGUUGGAAGCCGUCCUAAGAGCCGUUCCGGAGUCAGCACCCAUCCGGCAACUGGACUUGACCGGAAUGCUAUCGCUCACCAACGAAUUGCUGCUCUAUAUAGCUGGCAAGUGGCAGAGCACUUUGAAGGUGCUGGACCUAAUGUUUUGUGUCCAACUCAACGCCAAUUGCAUUGAUGCACUGCGCCAGCUGAGUGGUCGCUUGGAGGCAUUGACCAUGGCUUAUUGCAGAGAGCUGACUGGAAUGGGUUUGCUUCAAGGGCUGGCCGGCGAUAUUAACUACAGCCUGCAGGAGCUGCACCUGGAGGAGACCAUAUUUUUGGACGAGAGCUCCAUGUGCCAGCUGUUGGAGCGACUGCCCAAUCUUCGACGCCUCAGUUUGGAUAACUGCCGCCAAGCGGUGACGGAUCGCACCAUGGCCACCAUUUGCCAAUACCAAACAAGACUGCGAAAUCUUAACAUCGACUACUGUGUGAAGAUUACGGAUCAAGGCCUGAUGGGAUAUGGAGAGACUCCGUAUCCUAUAAGUCGACUACGCGGACUGAAGGAACUGAACCUUAGGGGCUGUCGCAAUGUCACGGAUAGUUCUCUAAAAGUUGGCCUGAAAAUGCCAGAGCUGCGAGCCCUUUCCCUGGGCUACUGCAGCCGACUCACUUCAGAGGGAUUCGAGGCAGUGACCCAGAACUGUCCAUCCCUGGAGGCACUUUGUGUGUCCAGUUGCUUGGCAGUGGAUGAUGAGACUGUACUGAAUAUUGUAAGCAAUCUGAAGCGUUUGAGAAUUCUCAACCUGAGCAACUGCGCCAAGUUGACUCUACAAUCGAUCCACCACAUCCUGGCACAUGGACACAAUCUAGUCGAGUUGAUCGCCUGCUCCAUUGACGGCAUGGAUCAUGAGCAGGCCCAGCGCAUUCUGGAGUCGCAGAGGCCACAAAUGAAGCAGGUGCUUCUAUAGCAGGAGAGGUACAUCCACUGACGGAGACGAAACACUCCCCAUCACAACGAUUGGGGGAGUCACGACGAUGAUGAGUUCGACGACGACGAGACCGAGAUAAUCGAGAUCGUAGUUUAGAUUAAGAGGCAGCUGAGCGUCAAACGUACAUUGAUUUAUCCCUAAGGAAAUUAUUUUAGACCCUGAAAACUUUGGGAAAAAACUUUAGAGGUGAUACUUAGAUUUUUUAAAGCCCCAUUCGCUUACUAUGUUAAGAUCAGCCACAACAGAAGCCAAAUAAGAAAGUACAAGUAUUUAUCCCACCCAAAA
This is a messenger RNA of Drosophila yakuba, 2747 nucleotides long. RefSeq names its product dynein regulatory complex subunit 6. NCBI's taxonomy places the organism in Eukaryota, Metazoa, Arthropoda, Insecta, Diptera, Drosophilidae. Gene Ontology annotation, molecular function: protein binding. The record is from RefSeq and is a predicted model, not a curated record. The transcript is spliced from 3 exons. Bases 525 to 2441 code for a protein of 638 amino acids. Gene Ontology annotation, cellular component: SCF ubiquitin ligase complex. Gene Ontology annotation, biological process: SCF-dependent proteasomal ubiquitin-dependent protein catabolic process.